Molecule: messenger RNA, 1822 nt
Organism: Toxotes jaculatrix (banded archerfish)
Lineage: Eukaryota; Metazoa; Chordata; Actinopteri; Toxotidae
Gene: pdcb
Product: phosducin b
Exons: 4
Coding region: 148-858 (236 amino acids)
Biological process (GO): regulation of G protein-coupled receptor signaling pathway
Source: RefSeq, a predicted model, not a curated record
GACACACGCAUGCACACAAAAACACACACCAUCCAGCAACAGAUAGAUCAGUGAAGUGAUCAAGUGUCGACCAGAGCAAAGUUAGCCACUGACACAAAGAAGGACUUCACUGUGACUGUGGCUGUGGGAGGUAGCUAACCAGAAAAAAUGUCUGACAGGCUUAUUGACUUAGAAGAGACUGCGACCCAUACAGGUCCAAAAGGAGUCAUCAAUGACUGGAGGAGAUUUAAGCUGGAAAGUAUGGACCAAGAGAACUUGCCACCUGCAAAAAAGGAACUGCUCAGACAGAUGUCAUCCCCCAACAGGCCAAAAGAUGACUCCAGAGCAAACCUUAACCGCAAGAUGAGUGUCCAGGAGUAUGAACUGCUUAAGGAGGAGGAUGAGGGAUGUCUAAAGAAAUACAGACGGAAGUGUAUGCAGGAGAUGCAUGAUAAGCUCAGUUUUGGGCCCAAGUUUGAAGGUGUGCAUGACCUGGACAGUGGAGAGGCCUUCCUAGAGGUCAUUGAGAAGGAGCAUCACAGCACAGUGGUGGUUGUCCACAUCUACAAGGUUGGGGUAAAAGGUUGUGAGGAGCUCAACAACUGUCUUGACUGCCUGGCCACUGAGUACCCCACCGUAAAAUUCUGCAGGAUUGAUGCUGUUGCAUCUGGGGCUGCAGAGCGGUUCUCAGAUGAAGUUUUGCCUACGCUGCUUGUAUACAAGGCUGGAGAGCUUCUUGGGAACUUCCUGGCCUGCACACAGCACCUAAACGAGGAGUUCUUCGCUACUGAUGUGGAGGCUUUCCUCAACAGCUAUGGCCUGUUGCCAGAGAAAGAGCUGCCUGGCUUGGCAGAUGAAGAGGAAAACGAUGUAGAGUAAACAAAAAGUUUGGCUGCUGAGGAAGAAAGGAGGCAGUCUUGGAGUGCUGGAUAGAGAGCUAUGAAAGACAAUUUUUAACAUAAGACAAGUUAAUCUUUUGGGUUUCUGCAAAUAGAAAAAAAAUAUAACAUCUUCACUAGUUCACUAGUGUUUGAGGGUUGCUCUCUUAAGGAGAAAUUUUACAUCCAGUCAGUGAAGAAAUCUCAGUGUACCACAUCUGGGAGCUCUCAAACGCAGGUGUGGGUUACAGUAAGGUGAGGAGGUGCAGCAUUUAUUUAUAAAAAUAUAUCACAAAUCUCCUCACCAUCACCCAUGCAAAAGCCAAACCCGUUAACUCUAACUGCGGUGUUUUGUUUUGUAAUGUUAGGAAACAUUUCAUGCUGUAUGUACAAAUUGUUAAUUCAUAGGGGUUUUUUUUUGUAGAAUUUGAUUGGAUUGAUCUGGACACAAGCUAUUUAUAAAUCCAGGGUUCAAACAAAGUGGCAUCCCCUAAUGUGGUUGAAUAUUGAAACAUGUAUACUGAAGGUCAUUAGAUUUUUGCCAAAAAAACAAAAAACCUUGAAGAGAUAAAUAGAACAGUACCUCUCAGGUCUUAGGAGGCCAAAGCACUCUGGAUGUGGAAACAUUCUGUGUAAACACACCAUCCGGCUAUCUGGUCCAGCAUAACCUACCCUUGCUUCUUAAGCCAGUGUGGUGGGAGGUGCAUAUUAUGUCUGGAAAAAUGAGCCUCUGGUAUUUUGACAUCAUCACUAAAACAUCAUCAGAGGAGAGUUCAUUCAUUUGUGUGUAUUUUUUUUAUUGUGAAAGUAGGAGAAAGUCAUGGAAACAGGCAGAAAGGAAAAGGUGGGUGGUUGGUUUUAUUCACGUGAUGUGACUCCACCAACAAGUCUUUGACUCAGCACAAAGAUUGUUAUCAUAAUCAUCACUUGAUUGUGCUAAGGAUGGUUUCUAUUUUAAACUGUGU